AUGAGCCCGCUCCAUCCGGCUCCCGAUGAAGAAAUCAACCCAGCAACUCUUCCAACAACACAACUACAGAACGAUGACAUUGAUCUCAACCCAGACUUGUACGACGAAGAAGACGAAGGAGAAGAAGAUGGGGACAAGGACAGUAGCAACACCAAAGACGGAAGUAAAGACCAACCAAAUGGAAUCAAUCUAUCGCUGCUAAACAACCUAGCACUGCAAGAACUACAAGAUUACGAAUCCUCCAUGGCUCAAAUCCAACACCAGGCAAACCUCACCACGCCGCAACUCCAGGCCAUAAAGCAAAUAACUCUCCCAUUCGACGAAGCAUAUGCCCAGUUUGUUACCCGUUUCAACUCGAUAACGUCCCAGCAUUCAAUAUCACAGGAGCAAGAAUCGAAAUUUGUCAGUUUUAUAGACGGUAAACUCCUUCAAAUCCAACGUCGCUUCAUCAAGCAGCAAUCGGACCCCACGUCAAUAUACACCUUGCCUCAACUUGUGGCGGAACUAGAUGCCGUAGUUGAUGUGAUCUGGGUCUCUGUUGAACGCAAGAGCAGAUUGUUUUGCCAGCUGGAGUACUUUAUCAAGAUAUUGGGCGACCUCGAGGAUUACGUUGCUCAUUAUAAGCGGAUAUUCGAUGAGAUUCAAUUGGACUCACACCUGCGUGGGAAAUUUGUGGAUCUAAAGUGGGCGAACAUGGAGGUGCUUUUCCUGUUUUGGCGCAAGGUCGACUUGAUGGUUUCUUUAUUGAUUGAUGGAUACGAUUUGAGCGAGGCUCAAGUCGAAAAGAUGAGUCGCACCGAACUCGUGCGUUUGAUUCCUAUAGUGUCGAGAUUGCGUCUAUCGAUAAUUGCCAAGCUUGAUCGAAUCAGAGUCUUGGUGGUUGACGAUGCCAUUCGGGACAUGUUGGAGUUGGAAGUUAGCCAGCUAUUCGAAGGGGUUCUCGAACGAUCUUGA
This is a messenger RNA of Lodderomyces beijingensis, 954 nucleotides long. NCBI's taxonomy places the organism in Eukaryota, Fungi, Ascomycota, Pichiomycetes, Serinales, Debaryomycetaceae. The record is from the annotation of a GenBank genome assembly.